CGUGUUGAUGGGUCGAGUAGGUGCCUAUGAUGUACCCAGGAGGAUGAGGCGGUGAUGGUGGUGUGGGCGCUCUUGGUCACAGUUACUGCUACCACCACCUGCCGCCGCUGCUCAUUUAGAUUCGCGCCCGUGCUCACACUGCGCUCAUACCAUCAUGCUAUGUCAUGUUACGUCAUUCAUGGAGAGGGAGGUUGGUCUGUUCUGAGAGUUGCUAAUGGGAACGGGUGUGGUGGUGGUGACAGGAGUGAGUGAGUGCGUCUGGAUGUUUGGGUGCAGGGAAGUAUAUACCUUCCUGCGCAGCAGCAGCGGCGCUCUCUCCAUCUCCAUCUCAUCCCCUUUCUCCCCCACUCUCUGUCUUUCACACACUCUUUCUUUCUUUCUUUCUUUCUUUCUUUCUUUCUUUCUUUCUUUCUUUCUUUCUUUCUUCUUUCUUUCUUUCUUUCUCUUUCUCUUUCUCUUCUCCCUCAUGCUGCGCAGCUGGGAUCUCGGCGGGCGGUAUGUGGAAAGAAGACGAUGACAAUGAUGAUGAAGCCGUCAAGAACUGAACUGCGGAAUUUGCAGCUUGAAAAAGAACAAACUGAAUAUAUGAAAUA
Aplosporella prunicola CBS 121167 is the source of this 593-nucleotide messenger RNA. RefSeq lists its product as uncharacterized. The transcript has 3 exons. NCBI's taxonomy places the organism in Eukaryota, Fungi, Ascomycota, Dothideomycetes, Botryosphaeriales, Aplosporellaceae. The record is from RefSeq and is a predicted model, not a curated record. The coding region runs from base 215 to 517 and encodes 100 amino acids.